AUGCAUCUCCCAUCUACCCUCGCGGCUUUCAAUCUGGUUGGCCUGGCCCUAGCAGCGCAGGACAAUGGCCUGGGUUACAUGCAGUGUGCUACCGCAGUCGUCGAAGACCUCUCGUUCCCGGAAUGCUCGUCCUCGUAUAAACUGGACUGCUUCUGUGCAGCCUCUGCAGGGAAAGACAUUGGCGAGAUGAAGCUCAGUCCCAGUGCCGAGGAAGUCUGUUCGAAGAACGGUGUCGCCCCAAAAGACAUCCCCAAGUAUCUCUGCGACGACGCAAACGUCCCCGUUUCGCCUCGCCGCGGAAGCACGCCGAUGGUUCGUCUCGGGAGCGAAGCAGACGAAAACGACCAGGACCACGAAAGCGAUCGCGAGAUGCAGCAAACGCACAAGCGCGCAACGAAGCCUGAUUCCGACUCCACCUCCAGCGAAGAAGAAGAAGAAGAAGAGAAAACAAACCGGCUGCUCAUCCCGCAGGCCGCGCCGAAUGCCGCGCCGGUCUUUGCGCACGCUACCGAGAAGGUCCUGUACCAGGUCCCGAGUACGACGGCGGAUUGCGCGUGCGAGAGUGAGAGGGCUAUGCCUACGGACCCGGUUUCUGAUGCAGAUGCUGAUGCAGAGUCGGUGCCAGCGAAGAUGGGUAGUAGCAUGGCGGGUGCAUCUCCGACGGUUACUGGGACGACUGAGGGUGAAACCCAGACCAGGACUAGGAUUGAAACUGAAACUGUCGCCCGGACCGCAGACGCCGAAAACACCAACACAGCACACGCCGCAAUGGCCCCCCUGCCUUCUGGCGCGGUGCCCUCCGUAUCCUCCAAGAUCGUGGUGGUCUCGUCCACGGUGCGCGCGGCAGCAACGCCUACGGGUGCGGAUGCAGCGAGGAAGCACGGCCCGAACCAGAGCCAGGGGGAGAAGUUCACGGGUGCGGCUGUGGGGAUUGAGGUGGUUCUGUCGCGGGUGGUUGUUGGGGUGCUGGGUGUUGUUGCGGGGUUGGGGGUCUUGUAGAUGGCUUGAUAU
Messenger RNA from Aspergillus ochraceoroseus IBT 24754, 1011 nucleotides. RefSeq names its product extracellular serine rich protein. The record is from RefSeq and is a predicted model, not a curated record. The transcript has 3 exons. Lineage: Eukaryota; Fungi; Ascomycota; Eurotiomycetes; Eurotiales; Aspergillaceae. The coding region runs from base 1 to 999 and encodes 332 amino acids.